This is a messenger RNA of Misgurnus anguillicaudatus (oriental weatherfish), 1272 nucleotides long. It is a transcript of the gene cfap410, whose product is annotated as cilia and flagella associated protein 410. NCBI's taxonomy places the organism in Eukaryota, Metazoa, Chordata, Actinopteri, Cypriniformes, Cobitidae. Gene Ontology annotation, biological process: cytoskeleton organization; mRNA splicing, via spliceosome. The record is from RefSeq and is a predicted model, not a curated record. Gene Ontology annotation, cellular component: U4/U6 x U5 tri-snRNP complex. Gene Ontology annotation, molecular function: protein binding.
UUUUGCGCAUGCGCAGUGGCUGGCGUCCAGCGGAAACGUCAUGUUUACCGGAGCUCAUGAGAUCAAUAGUGACGAAAUUCAAGACAAUAACUUUAAUAUCGGCGACAUGAAAUUAACGCGUAAACUCGUGCUGGCUCGAGCUAAAGCUUCAGAUCUUGAAAGUGUGAAGAAAUUAAACUGCUGGGGCUGCAAUCUAUCAGAUAUAUCUAUAUUUUUGGAAAUACCCAAUGUUGAGGUUCUCACACUGAGUGCUAAUAAAAUCUCAUCUCUGGAGCACAUAUCCUCAUGUCGGCAUCUCAGUGAGCUGUAUUUGAGACGUAACAACAUUCAGAGUCUGUCAGAACUGAAGUACCUGAAGGAUUUGAGUCGUUUAAAGGUUCUGUGGUUAGCAGAGAACCCGUGCUGUGGUUCUGACCUGAUCAGAUACCGUCUGACCGUCCUCCGAAACCUGCCCGGACUGCACAAACUCGACAACCAGGUGGUCACAGAAGAGGAGCUUGCAUUGGCAUUGAAAGAAGGGGAGGAGCUUAACACACCUCCAGGCCCUGCCCCCUUCAGCUCCACCAAUGGCCUUACAGAAGCAGACUCGGAGACCGACCCUCUUAAUUACAGCAUGGAGGAAACCAAUAAAAUUCGUGCUCAGCUGGGAAUGAAACUGUUGCCUUUAGACAAAUUCACAUCGCUGUCAUCACCGCGUGAGGCUGGAGAAACAUCGAGGAGAAAGAGUCACACUUUGGAGGCCGUUCUGCUUCUUCUGAAGGAUCUAGACGUCGAUGAGCUGAAGAUCGUUCAAUCCGUCACCGAGAGCAAACUGAGAUCACACAGUCGACAGAGAGAGCGCCAGAAAUCACCAAUCUGCUCAUAAAACACUCAUCUCCACCUUUGUAUCAGUUACAUAUGACCAAGCAAAAAAAAAUCAUCUUAAGUACAGUUUUUGAAAAAAGUGAAAUCUCGAAAUAUUUUUAUACUAGUUAAUAAAGAAAUAUUCAAGUUAACACAUAAUAAUAACUCUGUAUAGUAAUUCUGAAACAUUUAAGAUCUCACUCCAGACUCAUUUAAAACAACAAACCCUUUAAAUAUCAUCCAGAUUAUAAAUGAGCUUCACAUGUUAAAUAAGUUAAAUAAAUAUUCUUGCAUGAGAUUGUUACCAUGUUGCCUUCUGUUCAAACUAAUAUUUCUGUUCUUUAAAUAUCAACAUAAUGACGUUUACUUUCAUGUGUUUAUUUAUGAGCUUGUAUUUUUAUAUGUAAUAAACUCAGAUGCACAAAAAUA